Messenger RNA from Seminavis robusta, 1533 nucleotides. Lineage: Eukaryota; Bacillariophyta; Bacillariophyceae; Naviculales; Naviculaceae. The record is from the annotation of a GenBank genome assembly.
AUGACUGAACAAACUGGUCCAACUGGCACACCAGUCCGCAAGAACAAGCCGAAAAUUCCGGUGGGUAUGAAGUCUCCUGCUGCAGCCAUCUCGUCCAAUCUCUUCACAAGCUUUGAUGAUGCGUAUGAGCAGACUGACUAUCAGGUCUCAUUGAACACCGACUAUCCAGAGAGCCACGGUGAGGGUAUCAUUGCGCAAAAAAUCCAAGACAGCAUCUACGUAUCAACACCUUCUGGCACUGCUGUUGCUCAUAAGCUCAAGAUCAACGUCAUGAAUCUGCUCGAUUUGAAUGAUUAUACCAAUUUCAAUGGCUGUCUUUGCCGUGGAACAGAAACCUUGUGUGCCAACAAAGACAUCUCAUGCUUGUGGGCAACUGCUGUUGCUGGUGAUCCUUCGAGGCACAUCACGUCCAUUCUUAUUGAUUUCCGCUCGCAGAACAUUGCCUGUACCAGCGACAUGAUCAGUGCUCAGCCGAUGGCUCCGACAAAAGACCAGAGAGUCCAAUUCAGACUCCGAGAAGUCAGCGUCUCUACGAAGCAACCUGGUGGUGGUCCUCUCAUGACACAGCUCCAUAUCCCUGGCUUCUUUGAUCUCCGCGUUGUCGAAGAAAGGCCAAGAAUGCUGAAUGCAAUGGAGGAAGAAGAACACACUCUUGCAAAUGCUUUUGCUGGAUGCAGCAUCAAGAGAGUACCAGUUGUGCCGAGCAAACAGACAAGAGUCCAAGCUACUAUGAACGGAUACAGUGGCUUGGGAGCAAGCAGUGGCACUCAGCCCCCCCCGCAGCAGCAGCAGUUUGCUCAGCAGCAGCAGCAGCUUGCUCAACAGCAGCAGCUUGCUCAGCAGCUUGCUCAACAGCAGCAACAGCUUACGGAGCAGAAAGCUCGGCAGAGAGCUGAGCAGUUGAAGGCACAGCAACGUUUGAAACAACAGUACCGUCAAGAGCAAGAACAGCUGCAGCAGCAGAUGCAGCAACAGUAUCUCCAAGAGCAGCAGCAGAUGCAGGAACAGAUGAAGCAAGACAUGUACAAGGCGAUGCAAGAGGAACGCAAUAGGAUGCAGCAGCAGAUGCAGCAGUGGAUGACUGUUCAGCCUGGUGGAUCUGAGGGCUCGAAUGUCGAUUUCGAAUUCCAUACACCCACGGCAGAUGGAACAGCAGGAGCAGAAAGUGUGUACACUUUCCUCACGGAUGACAACAACAUCGAAAACGUCGAGAAGGAACGUCUCAAGCUGUUCAAGCCGACAGUGCAUUCUGCCACUAGUGCUCGAGUCCAGUCUCGUGUAAACAUGUCAAGCUUAAAGCGACAGGCAACAAUUGAUAAGAAGAGAGCUUUUGCAGCAAAGAUGAAUCAGAAAGUCGUCGAUGAUGCUGACUUGACACACACCAAAGGCGGUUCUGGUGACACGUUUACGAGAAUCGAUCAGCUCAUUGAUGAUCUGAACAAUGACAUCAAUCACAGCAUCCACACUGUCAGCUCUGGAGCUUUUACUGAUGAACAAGACGGGUUUUAUGAUAGCAGCACAGUCGAAGCCUGA